UCGGGCAGUGACCUGGCCGGAUCGCGCAGGCCGCCCUGCCCGGGAGAAGUCGAAGUUGGGCUGCUGGGGUGGAGGCUUCCCGAGCCCAAGAGACAGACUUUGCCCCUUUUUCUUUGGUCUCCCCUCGCCUUCCGGGUGCGCCGCCGGGAUCGGACUUGGACAGCAAAGGACGAGGAAGAAUUGGGGUCGCCAGCGCCGCUUCUUCGGGUGCAGCAAGUCUAAGCCCGGGACUCAGCCACGUACACUGUCACCCGGGACAGAGCUGCGGGCGGGGUACCGGACCCCAGUAGGAUUAUAAAGCAGCGCGGAGGAGGAGACCCCAGAGGACACCCUCCGAACUGGACAUCAUGUGGACUCUGCUGGUCUGGACUCUGCUAGCUUUGCAUCGGAUUCGCGUGGCCCGAGCCCAAGAUGAUGUGUCCCCAUAUUUCAAGACGGAGCCUGUGCGGACACAGGUGCACCUGGAAGGGAACCGUCUGGUGCUCACGUGCAUGGCCGAGGGCAGCUGGCCGCUGGAAUUCAAGUGGCUCCACAACAACCGGGAGCUGACCAAGUUCUCCCUGGAGUACAGGUACAUGAUCACCAGCCUGGACCGCACCCACGCUGGCUUCUACCGCUGUGUUGUACGGAACCGGAUGGGAGCCCUGCUGCAGCGACAGACUGAGGUUCAGGUGGCCUACAUGGGGAGCUUCGAGGAAGGUGAGAAGCGCCAGAGUGUUUCCCACGGAGAAGCCGCCGUCGUCCGCGCCCCACGCAUUGCCAGCUUCCCCCGGCCGCAGGUGACCUGGUUCCGUGAUGGUCGCAAGAUCCCACCCAGCAGCCGCAUAGCCAUCACACUGGAGAACACCCUUGUCAUCCUGUCAACGGUGGCUCCUGACGCAGGCCGCUACUAUGUGCAGGCUGUUAAUGACAAGAACGGAGAUAACAAGACCAGCCAGCCCAUCACUCUCGCCGUGGAGAAUGUUGGGGGGCCCGCUGACCCCAUCGCACCAACGAUCAUCAUCCCCCCCAAGAACACCAGUGUGGUGGCCGGGACCUCGGAGGUGACCAUGGAGUGUGUGGCCAAUGCCAGGCCCCUGAUCAAGCUGCACAUCAUCUGGAAGAAAGAUGGGGUGCAGGUAUCCAGCGGCCUCAGCGACUACAACCGCCGCCUCACCAUACCCAACCCCACUGUCAGUGACGCCGGCUACUACGAGUGCGAGGCUGUGCUUCGGAGCAGCAGCGUGGCCCCUGUGGUCCGGGGUGCCCGCCUGUCCGUGCUAGAGCCCCCUCAGUUUGUCAAGGAGCCAGAGCGACACAUCACAGCCGAGAUGGAGAAGGUGGUGGACAUCCCCUGCCGUGCCAAAGGUGUGCCGCCGCCCUCCAUCACCUGGUACAAGGACGCAGCUGUGGUGGAAGUGGAGAAGUUGGCCCGCUUCCGGCAGCGGGGGGACGGCGGCCUGCAGAUCAGUGGGCUGCUGCCCGACGACACCGGCAUGUUCCAGUGCUUUGCUCGCAACGCGGCUGGCGAGGUGCAGACCUCCACCUACUUGGCUGUCACCAGUAUAGCCCCCAACAUCACCAGGGGGCCCCUGGACAGCACUGUGAUCGAUGGCAUGUCGGUGGUCCUGGCCUGUGAGACGUCGGGGGCACCCCGGCCAGCUAUCACUUGGCAGAAAGGGGAGCGUAUUCUGGCCAGCGGCUCUGUGCAACUGCCCCGCUUCACCCUCCUGGAGUCGGGCAGCCUUCUGGUCAGCCCCACCCACAUCUCCGACGCCGGCACCUACACCUGUUUGGCCACCAACUCUCGGGGUGUCGACGAGGCCUCGGCCGACCUGGUCGUGUGGGCCCGGACCCGUAUCACCAGGCCUCCCCAGGACCAGAGCGUCAUCAAGGGCACCCAGGCCUCCAUGGUGUGUGGAGUGAUGCACGACCCGCGGGUGACCAUUAGGUACGUGUGGGAGAAGGACGGAGCCACCCUGCCCGUGGAGGGCAACCCGCGCAUCCGCCUGGAUAAAAAUGGCUCCCUGCACAUCACACAGACCUGGUCGGGGGACAUCGGCACGUACACCUGCCGGGUGCUCUCGGCAGGGGGCAACGACUCCCGCAGUGCCCACCUGCGGGUCAGGCAACUGCCCCACGCUCCUGAGCACCCAGUGGCCAUGCUUAGCACGGUGGAGAGACGGGCCAUCAACUUGACGUGGGCUAAGCCCUUCGACGGGAACAGCCCCCUGAUCCGCUACAUCCUGGAGAUGUCAGAGAACAAUGCCCCCUGGACCAUACUCCUGGCCAGUGUGGACCCCGAAGCCACCUCAGUGAUGGUCCAGGGCUUGGUUCCAGCCCGCUCCUACCAGUUCCGUCUCUGUGCCGUCAACGAUGUAGGCAAAGGACAGUUCAGCAAGGACACUGAGAGGGUCUCCCUCCCUGAGGAGCCUCCCACGGCCCCUCCACAGAACGUCAUUGCCAGCGGCCGGACCAACCAGUCCAUCAUGAUCCAGUGGCAGCCGCCUCCUGAGAACCACCAGAACGGCAUCCUCAAGGGCUACGUCAUCAGGUACUGCCUGGCCGGUCUGCCUGUUGGGUACCAGUUUAAGAACAUCACGGAUGCCGACGUCAACAACCUGUUGCUAGAGGACCUCAUCAUCUGGACCAACUACGAGAUCGAAGUGGCUGCCUACAACAGUGCCGGGCUCGGUGUCUACAGCAGCAAGGUCACCGAGUGGACGCUGCAGGGAGUUCCCACAGUCCCCCCCGGCAACGUGCACGCGGAGGCCACCAACUCCACAGCCAUCCGCUUCACCUGGAGCGCCCCCAGCCCGCAGUUCAUCAAUGGCAUCAACCAGGGCUACAAGCUGAUUGCUUGGGAACCAGAGCAGGAAGAGGAGGUUACCAUGGUGACUGCCCGGCCCAACUUCCAAGACAGCAUCCACGUGGGCUUCGUGUCAGGCCUGAAGAAGUUCACGGAGUACUUCACCUCGGUGCUGUGCUUCACCACACCCGGGGACGGGCCCCGCAGCAGCCCCCAGCUGGUACGCACCCACGAGGAUGUGCCGGGGCCUGUGGGACACCUGAGUUUCAAUGACAUCCUGGACACUUCGCUGAAGGUCAGCUGGCAGGAGCCAGGAGAGAAGAAUGGCAUCCUCACAGGGUACCGGAUCUCCUGGGAGGAGUACAACCGAACCAACACCCGCGUGACGCACUACCUGCCCAAUGUGACCCUGGAGUACCGCGUCACUGGCCUCACGGCGCUCACCACCUACACCAUCGAGGUGGCCGCCAUGACUUCCAAGGGCCAGGGCCAGGUGUCAGCCUCCACCAUCUCCUCGGGAGUGCCUCCAGAGCUCCCAGGGCCCCCUACCAACCUGGGCAUUUCCAACAUCGGCCCCCGCUCCGUGACCUUACAGUUCAGGCCAGGCUACGACGGGAAGACCUCCAUCUCCCGCUGGCUGGUAGAGGCCCAGGUAGGCGUGAUUGGGGAAGGAGAGGAGUGGUUGCUGAUUCACCAGCUCAGCAGCCAGCCUGACGCCCGCUCCAUGGAAGUCCCAGACCUCAACCCCUUCACCUACUACAGCUUCCGCAUGCGUCAGGUGAACAUCGUGGGCACCAGUCCACCCAGCCAGCCUUCUAGGAAGAUCCAGACCCUCCAGGCCCCUCCCGACAUGGCCCCCGCCAACGUGACCCUGCGCACAGCUAGCGAGACCAGCCUGUGGCUCCGCUGGAUGCCUCUCCCGGAGAUGGAGUACAACGGCAAUCCUGAGUCCGUGGGCUACAAGAUCAAGUAUAGCCGGUCGGACGGCCAUGGCAAGACCCUGAGCCACAUGGUGCCGGACCGUGUAGAGAGGGAGUACACCAUCGAAGACCUGGAGGAGUGGACGGAGUACCGUGUGCAGGUCCAGGCCUUCAAUGCCAUUGGGAGUGGGCCCUGGAGCCCAGUGGUGCUCGGCAGGACCCGGGAGUCAGUCCCGUCUUCUGGCCCCACCAAUGUAUCAGCGCUGGCCACCACCUCCAGCAGCAUGCUUGUGCGUUGGAACGAAAUCCCCGAGGCUGAUCGCAAUGGGCUCGUGCUGGGCUAUAAGGUGAGGUACAAGGAGAAGGACUCGGACUCCCAGCCCCGCUUCUGGCUGGUGGAAGGCAACGCGUCUCGCAGCGCACAGCUCACCGGCCUGGGCAAGUACGUGCUGUACGAGGUGCAGGUGCUGGCCUUCACGCGCAUUGGCGACGGCAGCCCCAGCCACCCCCCAAUCCUGGAGCGCACGCUGGAUGACGUCCCAGGACCCCCCAUGGGCAUCCUGUUCCCGGAAGUGAGGACCACAUCAGUGCGGCUGAUCUGGCAGCCGCCCGCUGCCCCCAACGGAAUCAUCCUGGCCUACCAGAUCACGCACAGGCUCAACGCCACCACGGCCAGUACCGCCGCAGUGGAAGUGCUGGCACCGAGCGCCCGCCACUACACAGCUGCUGGCCUCAAGCCGGAGUCUGUCUACCUCUUCCGCAUCACGGCUCAGACCCGCAAAGGAUGGGGAGAGGCCGCCGAAGCCUUAGUAGUGACCACCGAGAAGAGAGACCGCCCUCAACCCCCCAGCAAGCCUGUGGUGCAGCAGGAAGACGUGAAGGCGCGGAGUGUACUGCUGUCCUGGGAGCCAGGCAGUGACGGGCUGUCCCCAGUGCGCUACUACACUGUGCAGACCCGCGAGCUGCCCAGCGGCCGCUGGGCACUGCACUCGGCCUCCGUGAGCCACAAUGCCUCCAGCUUCACCGUGGACAGGCUGAAGCCCUUCACAUCCUACAAGUUCCGAGUGAAGGCGACCAAUGACAUUGGAGACAGCGAGUUCAGCGAGGAGUCGGAGUCACUGACCACACUGCAGGCUGCCCCUGAUGAAGCGCCCACCAUCCUCUCAGUGACACCCCACACCACCACCUCCGUGCUGAUCCGAUGGCAGCCACCAGCCGAGGACAAGAUCAACGGCAUCCUCCUGGGCUUCCGCAUCAGGUACCGGGAGCUGAUCUAUGAAGAGCACAAGGGCUUUACUCUUCGAGGCAUCAACAACCCUGGGGCCAAGUGGGCAGAGCUUACCUCCCUGUAUGCCAUGCGGAACCUGAGCCGGCCCAGCCUCACGCAGUACGAGCUGGACAACCUCAGCAAGCACAAGCGGUAUGAGAUCCGGAUGAGUGUGUACAACGCGGUGGGUGAGGGCCCACUGAGCCCCCCACAGGAGGUCUUUGUGGGGGAGGCAGUGCCCACAGCAGCACCCCGCAAUGUAGCUGUCCAUAGCGCCACGGCCACACAGCUGGAUGUGACAUGGGAAGCGCCCCCUCGUGAGAGCCAGAAUGGAGACCUCCAGGGCUACAAGAUUUAUUUUUGGGAAGCCCAGCGGCAGAAUCUCACCGAGCGAGUGAAGACACUUUUCUUGGUGGAGAAUGGUGUGAAGCUCAAGAACCUGACGGGUUACACUGCCUACAUGGUCACUGUGGCGGCCUUCAAUGCUGCAGGGGACGGACCACGGAGCGCCCCUGUCCGGGGCCAGACUCAGCAAGCAGCCCCCAGCGCUCCCAGCUCAGUCAAGUUCAGCGAGCUGACCACAACCUCUGUGAACGUGUCCUGGGAAGCCCCUCGGUUCCCCAAUGGCAUCCUGGAGGGCUACCGGCUGGUAUACGAGCCCUGCACCCCAGUGGAUGGGGUCAGCAAGAUUGUCACAGUGGACGUGAAGGGGAAUAGCCCCCUGUGGCUCAAGGUGAAGGACCUGGCCGAGGGCAUGACCUAUAGGUUCCGCAUCAAAGCCAAGACCUUCACCUACGGACCAGAGAUCGAAGCCAAUGUCACCACAGGGCCCGGAGAAGGUGCCCCGGGACCACCGGGAGAGCCGAUCAUCGUGCGGUACAGCUCUGCUAUUGCUAUCCACUGGUCCAGCGGAGACCCUGGCAAGGGGCCCAUCACCCGCUACGUCAUAGAGGCCCGGCCUUCAGAUGAGGGACUCUGGGACAUCCUCAUCAAAGAUAUCCCUAAGGAAGUGAGCUCCUACACCUUCAGCAUGGACAUCCUGAAGCCAGGCGUAAGCUAUGACUUCCGGGUCAUCGCAGUCAAUGACUACGGCUUUGGCACCCCCAGCAGCCCCUCUCAGUCUGUGCCAGCCCAGAAAGCCAGCCCCUUCUAUGAGGAGUGGUGGUUCCUGGUGGUCAUUGCCCUCGUGGGUCUCAUCUUCAUCCUGCUUCUGGUCUUUGUGCUCAUCAUCCGGGGCCAGAGCAAGAAGUAUGCCAAGAAGACAGACUCCGGGAGCAGUGCCAAGGCUGGAGGCCUAGGUCACGGGGAAAUGAUGAGCUUGGACGAAAGCAGCUUCCCAGCUCUGGAGCUCAACAACCGGAGACUGUCCGUCAAGAACUCCUUCUGCCGAAAGAAUGGCCUGUACACCAGGUCUCCUCCACGGCCCAGCCCGGGAAGCCUCCACUACUCUGAUGAGGAUGUCACCAAGUAUAAUGACCUCAUCCCAGCCGAGAGCAGCAGUCUGACUGAGAAGCCCUCGGAAAUCUCAGACUCUCAGGGAAGUGACAGCGAGUAUGAGGUCGACCCGAAUCCCCAGAAGGCUCACUCCUUUGUCAACCACUACAUCAGUGACCCCACGUACUACAACUCCUGGCGGCGCCAGCAGAAAGGCAUCUCCAGGGCCCAGGCCUACAGCUACACGGAGAGUGACCCUGGAGAGCCUGACCACUCCAGCGUGGCCAACAGCAACAGUGCCCAGCCCGGGAGCCUCUUUCGGCCCAAGGCCAGCCGGACUCCAACGCCCCAAAACCCCCCGAACCCUCCAAGUCAGCAAAGCACCCUCUACCGUCCCCCCAGCAGCCUGGCCCCUGGCUCCCGGGCUCCAAUAGCAGGAUUUUCAUCAUUUGUUUGAUGUCAGAAGAGGACAGAAGAAUGAAGAAAACAACACCAAACUCCUCCUUCACCACUUCCUCACUGCCUGCCAGAAAACAAAAGCACCAAGAAACUAAGUCAACUUUUCACCUCCUGAGUUUAUAUUUCCAAGAUUCCAGGGCCGGUAAAGCUGGCAGUAAGAAGGAGGAAGAAAAAAAGUACCACGAGAGGAUGGGUGUGGUCAGCAAGGGGUCGGUGGGCUUUGAGACUGUGGGCUCCACAGAGGUGGCAGAGGACUCAGUGGGUUGGGCCUUGGAGAGAAGGAGGAAGAGAAGGCACAGGUCUGGAGUGCUAGCUGCAGGGGUGGCCGAGGGGUGGAGCUUUCUGGACCUCUAGCCCACUGGCAGCUCCCCACGUGUGCUACAUCACAGGCUGGCUACUGGCCAACCCCUUGGGAAAAGGGGUGUCCCCAGAGGCCAAGGGUGCCAUCUCUCUUGCCCUUUCUCCUGGCAUGUGUGUCCCGCCACCUUGCCCAACUCCUUUCCCUGCCCUACCAUAUCCACUGCUCACCUCCCUUGUUCAACUUCUCCAAGCGACUGGUUUAUUUAGAAAAGGGAAAAACAGUACAGGGUGAGAAGCUGCUUAGCAACUUCCUUGUCCCUGCAUAUUUUUAACAUUGCAACUCCAUGGAAUGGGGCCGGAGGGCUGCAGACUCCUCCCAAGUCCACGCAACCGAGCCCUGCCGGUCUUUGCGUGAGUUCCGUUCUGGAGCACAGAGGAGCGGUGAGUUCUGGGUAGCGCAUGCGUAGGCUGGCUGCCUGGCUCCACCCUGGGGACGCCCAGGGUUGAUGCCUUGCAGGAAGUCGGGAAUGGAAGGAUGGAGCUUUGAUUCUUUUUUCUUCCACUUUCUACCCCGUGCCCUACAUUUAAAGGAGGGAAAUGAGGCUGCUAGGAGGAGGAUAUUCAGCUGCGCUUCAAGAGCUCGGCAGCAAGGGUCACCGUCGGGCACACACCCCUCUCCCCUGGAUAGGCCCCUUCUAGCACUCUCGUGCCUGUGAGGAUCCACUUCAAGAUGAUGGACCUAGGAAUCCUCUCCAGGAGAAUUCCCACCUACCGGACCGCACGUCACUUCUGGGCUGCGGUCCCUCUGCCGCUUCACCCAGGGCCUCCGGAGCACAGCACAGGAGCCCAGGGAAGUGUUCUAGUUCCCGGUCCAAAAGCCAGAGCAGCCGCAGCAUGCCCAAUCUGCUCAGAACCGGGUUUACUGUGUCAAAGGACACCCCAACCCCCAGUGGCAUCUUCUGAGCUGGGCUGGGCUGGGCCAGAGCUGGGAGUGAGGAGGGGCUGUUCAGUAGUAGCCCAGAGCAAGCAGCAGCCUCUGAGAUGUGUGGUCAGCCAGGCAGGAGGGGUGGGUCGAAUGGGACCUGGGGACAGGAAAAGCUCAGCAGAAGCGAAGCUUGUAUGUGUACACAGUCUGCUCCAGGGAAUGUGCUUUUAAAAGCUGCUUCUGGUGGCCUGAUCUUCCCAUCAGCUUGAGACUUCCCAUGCAAGGGUUAGGGAGGAGCCUUUCGGUCAGAUUCUCUGGGCUUUCUGAGGCCCCUGGGGAUUCCAGCCAGCCCUGUGAAACUGGCCCGAGGCCCAUGCACUGCUGGGGAUGGACGAUGGUUGCCUCUCUUAGCUGGUAUCUGUCUGAUUCAGCAUAGGGAAUCCUGUGUCUGAUUCAGACAGAGAUCUGUCUGAUUCGGCCCCUAGUUUGCCCUGGAGGAUGUCAGGCCUGUUUAGAAGGAUGAGAAGUCAGGAAAGGCCCAGGUGGGGAGAGGGUGGACAGACCAAGGGAGGAGAAGGCCUGUUCCCUACCUGCGAGCCCCAAAUUAGUUACUGUGCUAAUGGUGGCCGGGAAGGGAAGUCCCAGGGCAGGGUCCAGCUCACCCAGGUGCGUGGGCUCCGCAGUGCACCUGCCCCCUGGGAAAUGUGAAUGGGAAGAGUUGCCCCUGCUGCUGGAUGCGCACCCCGACUGCUCCCUAAAGCAGGACCAGGGGCCGCAGCUUCACACUCUGGAGAGCCAGGUGCUCAGGAUCUCUGCGGACCUGGCCUCGCCUGCCUGCCGUGGGCACCCCACUCCCACUCCCC
Octodon degus (degu) is the source of this 8956-nucleotide messenger RNA. It is a transcript of the gene Sdk2, whose product is annotated as sidekick cell adhesion molecule 2. The transcript has 45 exons. The record is from RefSeq and is a predicted model, not a curated record. Gene Ontology annotation, molecular function: protein binding. Bases 348 to 6866 code for a protein of 2172 amino acids. NCBI's taxonomy places the organism in Eukaryota, Metazoa, Chordata, Mammalia, Rodentia, Octodontidae.